This is a messenger RNA of Closterium sp. Naga37s-1, 3744 nucleotides long. NCBI's taxonomy places the organism in Eukaryota, Viridiplantae, Streptophyta, Zygnematophyceae, Desmidiales, Closteriaceae. The record is from the annotation of a GenBank genome assembly.
AUGACUCAAUGUGCAAACAAUCCUGCCAUAUCCGGUUCAAAUUCCCGCCUUAUAUUGUCGCGCGUACUGCUCGCCGUCGCAUACCUUAUCGCGGUCGCCGUCGCAGUCCUCUCCUUCUCCCCGCAACUCCGCCUGGCGGAGCGGCGAGCAUCGCCUGCUCGGGGCGGCGGGUCAGGCGUUGAAUACGGGCAAGAGGAUGUCGAGGGGCGGUACGGAGGCCGUCGAGCGCGGCGAUUGGAAGACGAAGAGGCCGCAUUUAACGCGAGCUUCGACUUUAGUCUCAACGAGACGUGGAAGGAGGGAUUCUUCAACAUGACGCUCGAGAUCGAGAAGUGGCGGGCUGGCGGCGGCUGUGAUCGUUUUCGUGAGCGCUUCUCGUCGCACCUCCACGUGGACUUGCUGCAAGACGACGACCCCGCCUCCUGGCCUCCCAACCCCUCGCUCCAGGUCGGUACAAACCCCCAUAGGCUUCUUUCCCCCCCCACUGCAUCACCACAUUGCUCCAUGAUUGCACGGGCGCAUCACCACCCGCUCCAUCCUCCCCCUCCUUUCUCGCUCACACCCAUCCCCUCCUCCCGCCGCCCCCAUCGCCCGAUUCAUGCAGCCGCUGUCGCUGCCCGAGUGUCCGCGGAUACAGCAGCGGCAUGUGAGCGUGCGCGUGCAGCCGCCCUUCGUGUGGUUCGGGCAGCGCUUUGGCAACCGCCUGGGGCUGGAGGGCUCUCACACGUGCGCGCACUGCGGCCUCACGUGCACGGUGAGUGGCGACAUGCGUGUGCUGCUGUGAGAGGCAUCAUGAGUGUGUUGCUGUGCUGUGAGGGGCGUGAGGGCUGUGAGGGGCGUGAGGGCUGUGAGGGGCGUGAGGGCUGUGAGGGGCGUGAGGGCUGUGAGGGGCGUGAGGGCUGUGAGGGGCGUGAGGGCUGUGAGGGGCGUGAGGGCUGUGAGGGGCGUGAGGGCUGUGAGGGGCGUGAGGGCUGUGAGGGGCGUGAGGGCUCUUCCUCCGCUCCUCUUUCUCCCUCUCUUGCGCGCCCCUGGCAGUUCUCCUGGGAGGAGCAGGUGGUGCCUCGCCCCGACGUGCUGCUCUUUGUGCGCCAGUACGGCCCUCUCAAGGAGGCCGAACAACGGGCCAUGGAUGCGCUGACCACACGGCCUCCCCACGAGCGGCCGCUACUGGCCCUGCUGGACCCCGAGGCAGCCCCCACGGGCGCCACAGUGCCCGACCGCGAGAUCUUCUCCCCGUGGGUGCCCCCGGAGCAGCGCGCGCAGUGGGACGUGCUGGUGGGGUACCACCGCGACAGCGACGUGCAGAUCACCUAUGUGGGCAUGAACGAUGACGAGGCGCGGAAAGACCUCGUCUCCAACAUCAAACUCGCUGGAGUGCCGCUGUACCGUGCGGGGUCGCACUGUUCUGUGCACUGGAGGGAGGCGAUGGUGAAGGACAUUCUGCGCGUGGUGCGCCACCACUCGUUCGGGCGCUGCCAGUUCAACAUGCACCGCAUCUCCGAACUCAUUGCUCACCCCACCUGCCGCACGCCUCUGGACAAGUGGACAGCGCGCACACACUGUGUGGAGUCGAGGUACAAGUUUGCCAUCGCCGUGGAGAACAGCGAGCGGGAGAGCUACGCCACUGAGAAGCUCUUUAUUCCCUUCGAUGCCGGCACAGUACCGGUGUACUACGGAGCCCCGGACGUGGCACACCUGGCACCGCCCGGGUCGUUCAUAGACAUGCGCGCCUUUCCCAACAAGACGGACGUGGGGGUGCUCAUCAACCAGCUCGAUGCAAACGCCAAGUUCCCCUCCCCCACUUACACACCUCUUCCCUCUUGCCAUGUCCGCCCCAUCCUCCUGCCCCCUUCUCUCACAGCGCAAUACCUGGACUACCACGCAUGGCGCAUCUGCAACAGCAGUGGCAACCUCAAGCACGCCGCGGCCCUCUCCAUCCUCACCCUGCCCUGCCGCCUCUGCCUCAAGGCCGCUCUGCUGCUCGCUGACAGACAGGAAGCAGCAGCUCCAGGGGAAUCUUCGGCCCCCACCCCCGCCCACCACGGCACCACCUCCCCAUGCACCCCUUCUCCCCACCCUCCCCCCCCCUGCCACUUUGCCUGGCCCCGCCUCUACUGUCUCGUUUGCACCUUCCUCCACGUGCUGCUGGUAAGACAUAUCCGAGAUCCGCUCGCCCCUACCAUCCGACCCGAGCUUCUAAAAUCCUGUCCUUCAUUAUUCGCUCCCUCACUCCGCUGUGCCCCUUUUCCGUCUGCCCGAUCGCGCGCUGUCGUGUGCGUUGCGUCGCCCAUCAUUCCUUCGCCCAUUCCGCACAUCCCGUCUCCACCACUUUCGCCCCUCUCGAUCGCGACGCGUGCUCCCAUCGCGCCAGUAGCUUCCGUCGCGCCGCUCGCUCCCAUCGUGCCGCUCGCUUCCGUCGCGCCCAUGUCCCUCGCCGCGGCGUCGGCGAGACGCCAUGUGCGAUGGCAGGCGAUGCUGCUGCAGUCGCAGCUGAUCGCCCAGCGAUCGAUCCUUUGCAGACCAACACUGGACCGAUCACAACCGUUCGCCACCUCGCUGGACCGCGCACACGAUCACCCAGUGCACGGUAUCCCUUUCCUCUCUCCCAAGCCCCCCGUUUCCCCGCCAUUCCCCCCGCCCCACGCACCCCUCGCCUCGACAGUGGCAGUAUCCUCGUUACAAGAUCACUCACCGGCAGAAUACGACAUCGCCCUGUUGAAGAAUAGGAGACUAAGCAUUUCAUCCGCAAACGUGUUUCCGACGGCAGUUGCCGGCCAGGCGAUGCCUGACCUGCCUGCCACCCACAUGGCUGCACUCCCCUUCCACUCUGCCCCUUCCACUCUGCCCCUUCCACUCUGCCCCUUCCACUCUGCCCCUUCCACUCUGCCCCUUCCACUCUGCCCCUUCCACUCUGCCCCUUCCACUCUGCCCCUUCCACUCUGCCCCUUCGCGCGCUUGUCACUGCUGCCACCGCCACUCGUGCACCGUGCCAAGCCUCAUGUUCCGCCCUUCAUUCACCCCCCCUCCUUUUCCCCCUUUCCCCCCCCGGCAGCCAGUGACGUGGGCGAGUCUGGCGCUGCUGCUGCUGACGGGAGGCGCACUGCUGACCCAGUGGGUAGGCGGCCAUACAAGGCCUUUUACCCCCCUCCCCCAUGCCCCAUCCCCUUCCCCUCGGCAGCUGUGAGGGAGUUGAAGCCGGUGGGCAAGGCGGCCAUAGGGGGCCCGUUCACGCUGGUGGACGGCAAUGGAAAGCCGUUGACAGAGGCGGAUCUCAAGGGGCGGUGGGCGCUGCUGUACUUUGGGUUCUCCUUCUGCCCGGACAUCUGCCCCAGCGAACUCAUCAAGAUCGCCCAGGCUGUCGACCUCGUGGGUACGUGUGAAAGGGGGAGGGGAGGGGAGCGCGUGCCUGAGAGUAAGCAGGUGGGAGUGCAGGUGGUGCCGGUGUUCAUCUCAGUGGACCCUGAGCGAGACACCGCUGAUCAGGUCAAGGAGUACGUCAAAGAGUUCCACCCGAGAAUGAUCGGCCUCACAGGCACGCCAGAACAGGUGAAAGCAGCAGCACGUGCAUUCCGAGUGUAUUACAUGAAGACAGAGGAGGAGGGGUACGACUACCUCGUCGAUCACUCCAUCAUCUCGUAUUUGAUGAGUCCGGAGUUUGAGUUUGUUAAGUUCUUUGGCCGCAAUCACACGCCAGAGGGGCUGGCAGACGGCAUAGCAGGGGAGAUCAAGGGCCAUGGCAAGUAG